GCUUUAAGAUUUUACUAAUACUCUUUUAUCCAUUAGUGAGUUAUCCUUUUUGGUAUUAUUGUUUUCUUCUAGUUUGAUAUUUAUUUUUAUUCUUUUUACAGAAUUUAUAAGCGUAUUCAUACAAUAUAUUUGUGUGAUACAGAAAAUGGGGUGCAAUAUGGAAAAGAUGAUUCCUUCCAUGGAGGAGCGAAGGACGGUUUCUCAGCGUAAGGAAGCAUGGGAGGGAAUCAAAAAUAAACUCCCUGUUAUGAAAACUUCUGAAGGCAAAGCUCUUCGAGAGGAGCUCUUUAGUGUGCUUCAUAAACAAGAUGCCGAUACGAUCACUAUGGAUGAGAUGCUGAAGGGUUUAAUUGAUAAGCUUCAUAUGGAUGAGUUCACAUCUCGCUUAAAGUAUGUGGUUAGGCGUUCCUUUGGUAAAGUUAAGAAAUUACUUGGAGAUGAAAGAAAUCCUGAUAAGGCAAGUUAUCGUGAAUUUUGUUUAAUUAUUUCUUACAUCUACUUCCGCUUCCAGUUGAGGAUUAUGCUUGAUGAUCUUUUUCCAGAGGGCAAGGAAGUGUUCACUUUUGAUGACUUUCAGAAGGCCGUUCCGAAUCUUAAGGAGUGGGGUUUGAGGAUUGGAAGUGCCUCAAGGAUUUUCAAAGAUAUUGACAAGAAAAACAAGGAGUCCAUAACCUUUGAUCAAAUUUCAUCGUGGGGUGCCGGAAAGAAGCUGGCCGAGGAGGGCGACCCCGACGAGUUCGAACACGAUCAAUAGUUGUUUUAACAAGUUUAUUACGUUGUGUCCUUAUGAGGACUUUAAAUUCUAUUCAUAUUUAUUUAUUGUUCAUGAAUUUUUACUAGUUUAAAAUAUCUUUUUCAACCACGUGUGCUGUCAAAUGUAUGAAUGUUUUUAUGUUAAUUUGUGCAUACCUUUCGAAUGGUUAACAGGAAACAAAAUAUUUUCGUGUGUUAAAAAAAUAUCUUGUAGUGAAACUGAAAAUGUAGCACUACAAAGACUCUAAUAAACCGAGGGACAUGCUAUUGACUAAUACCCGAGUAUUUUAGAUCUGACGUCAUUAGUUAUAUCCUAAGCUAUUAGUUUAUAUUUAUUCCAUGUAUUCCGAAACAGCAUCCUUUCGUA
Messenger RNA from Phytomonas sp. EM1, 1120 nucleotides. The record is from the annotation of a GenBank genome assembly. NCBI's taxonomy places the organism in Eukaryota, Euglenozoa, Kinetoplastea, Trypanosomatida, Trypanosomatidae.